Stegodyphus dumicola is the source of this 366-nucleotide messenger RNA. Its product is annotated as zinc finger MYM-type protein 6-like. The record is from RefSeq and is a predicted model, not a curated record. Lineage: Eukaryota; Metazoa; Arthropoda; Arachnida; Araneae; Eresidae.
AUGGCUGCAAAUAUUGAAGAAUCAUUGUACAAUCAUCUGCAGACAUUUCAAUUUUCAAUUCAGCUGGAUGAGUCUACUUUACCAACCAAUGAAGCAUUGUUAUUGUCAUAUGUGAGGUUUAUCGAAGAUGAAAAAUUAUGUCAAGAAUUAUUGUUUGCUACCAAUUUGGAAACAGAUACAAAAGAAGAAACCAUACUCAAUACGCUGGAAAAGUUUUGUGAUGUAAAAAAAAUUCCUUUUAAUAAUAUUUUGCCAGUUGCUACGGAUAGCGCACUGGCUAUGACAGGGCGUCACGAAGGCUUCAUAAGCGUGCUUAAAAAUAAAGUUCUUGGCGUGCUUGCUGUGCAUUGUGUAAUUCAUCGCUAG